Drosophila persimilis is the source of this 983-nucleotide messenger RNA. RefSeq names its product beta-lactamase-like protein 2 homolog. Gene Ontology annotation, molecular function: single-stranded RNA binding; RNA endonuclease activity. The transcript has 4 exons. The record is from RefSeq and is a predicted model, not a curated record. Gene Ontology annotation, cellular component: mitochondrial matrix. Bases 16 to 894 code for a protein of 292 amino acids. NCBI's taxonomy places the organism in Eukaryota, Metazoa, Arthropoda, Insecta, Diptera, Drosophilidae.
AAAAAUUCGAGUUAAAUGGCAUUAAUUCCACCUGUCACACGCCUUACAUCCUCCAUAAUACGUAUACUGGGCUGUAACCCCAGUCUUAUGACGUUGCAAGGCACUAAUACCUAUCUUCUUGGAAACGGAAAAAAACGGAUACUGAUUGAUACAGGGGAUGAGGAUGUUCCUCAGUACAUAGAACACUUAAACGAUGUACUUCGCCGGGAACAAGCCUGCAUUGCCACUAUCAUUCUGACUCACUGGCACCAUGACCAUGUCGGUGGUGUUAAGGAUAUUGUAGGCAGCAGACUGGCAGACAAUGACUGUCAAGUAUUUAAGUUUAGUCGGACCGAUGCCAGUGAUGUAUGCCCAGAGAUCCCAGCUCACAUAAAAUUGCAGCCGAUGUCAAACAACCAAGAGUUUUCAGUAGAAGGAGCCAAUAUGCGUGUUGUACACACUCCAGGUCACACCACCGAUCAUAUUGUACUAGCGAUGGACGAAGGGACUCUUUUUAGUGGCGACUGCAUUUUAGGCGAGGGUACUGCCGUUUUUGAGGAUCUAUACGAAUACAUGAAAACCUUGGAUACAAUAUUAAAAAUCGAACCACAACGCAUCUUUCCGGGGCAUGGCAAUAUUAUCGAGGAGCCUCUUCCCAAGAUUGAGUACUACAUAAAUCAUCGCAACAAUCGUGAACAGCAGAUACUCCACUUUUUUACCCAACGACCCCAUAAGCGUUGGCAAUCAAUGGAUGUUGUGCGGGUGGUUUACAGUCAGACCCCUCAGAAGCUGUGGCCCGCUGCGGCCUACAACGUAAGUCACCAUCUCAAAAAGUUGCAAAAGGAGGGAAAGCUGCUGCUCAAUAAAUUAGAUGAAGAAACAUUUUAUGUUUACAAUCCAUUAAGUUUGUUCUAGAAUCUAGAUCUUAAGUCUAUAUCUAAAAUAUUCGAGCACUUUGUUUGUAACAAUAUUUUAUUUUCGGAAUAAAAUUAAAUUAUAAGGGC